AUGGCCGCCAGCUGCACAGAGCUCCUUCAGCAACUCCCAACAGUCCAGCGGGAGAUGAUGCUCUUCACAGGAACCCCCAUGGGCUGGGAGUGUGGCUGCUAUGGAUACAACAGCAAGCAGCCUCUGAAAGCAGGAGAGCAAGCUGGUGGCUCCCUGGGUGCAGGGGAGCUCAUCCGGUACCCGCCACGUCAUGGCUGCAGAGCUUCCCUGGAGAGCCCCGGGGACUGCUUCUGGAGCCAUGAGACCACCUCACUGGAGGAGGGUCCCCUGGGUACUCCUGAGCUGCUUAUGCUCCCACCUCCUUUGGCCUGUGGUUCAGGAAAAGUUCCCAAUUCCCCCGGGAAGGAGGAGAGUGACAAUGAUGUCCUCUCUGAGCUGAGGAAGCUAGAGAUGGAGUGUAAGCACCACACCCUCAACAACAUCAGAGGUGGUCAGCGUGACAACCUCCCCAGACUCCACUCCAGGAAACACGGGGGACUCAUCACAACCACAGGUAGCAUAAUUACCCCAUCAUCCUCACCAGUGUCAGAGGUCUUUACCAUGACAAGAUCCUCAGAAUCCACUCCAGGGAACAUAUCGGACACAUCAUCAUCACAGGUAUCUGGAAGUUUUACUCCAGUCACUGUGGCAUUCUCCAGGACACCUGUGUCAAAAGCAGUGACAAAUACCCUGAGGCCAUGCAGUCCCUCACCACCCUCCACAUCUCCUCCCACACUCACCAUCUCUACUGCCAGUGCUUCCACAGGCUCCAGCUCAACAGCUCCCCGUCUCCCCACCCAGCCCUUAGGAGGAAUUUCUCUCUUCCCCUAUGGAUCAAGCGCUGGAGACCUGCCAUUGUUUGUCAGAGGUGUGGACAUUACCUCCAGGCUCUUCAAGCUCCAGAUUGGCUUCCCAUUUGGUUCCUCCCUGCGGGAUUCCUUCUAUUUCACAGAUAAUGGCCAGAUCAUUUUCCCAGAGUCAGACUACCAUAUCUUCUCCUACCCCAAUCCACCGUCACGAGGCUUCACGAGAUGGGACACUGUAGCCAUGGUGGCUCCAUUCUGGGAUGAUGCUGAUUUUUCCAACCACAGAGGGACCAUAUUUUACCAGGAAUAUGAGACACUCUAUGGUGAAUAUAACUCACUCGUUAGGCAGGUGGACACUUGGAUUAAACAGUUCACAGAUUCCUGGGACUACAAUGCCAAGUGGACCCUAAAGAUUACAUGGGUCAAAGUACCUGCCUAUCCUGCCCAGUGGACCAUUGGGACCAACACCUACCAGGCCAUCCUCACCACAGAUGGCAGCAGGUCCUAUGCCCUGUUUCUCUACCAGAGAGGUGGGAUGCAAUGGCACGUGACCCAGCGCCCGCACAGCUCGGUUGUCAUGGGGUUUUCCAGUGGAGAUGGGUAUUUUGAAAACAGCCCAUUGAUGUCCCAGCCUGUGUGGAAGAAGUACCGUCCAGACCAAUUCCUGGAUCCCAAAUUAGGUCUCCAGGGGCUGCAGGUUUACAGGCUCCACAGGGAAGAAAGGCCCAACUUCCGGCUCAAGUGCCUGAUGUGGUUACAUCAGCCUCAGAGGCCCAGCUGUGGCUGGAGUCGCAUCUCCUGCCCUUGCUCCUGGCAGCAGGGACAGUGGGACUUACGAUUCCAGCCCAUCCGCACAGGUUGGUGGGACUCCAACAGCAGGAAGCUAUGUAGUUUCUCCUCUUGGCGAGGGGGUGUGUGCUGCAGCUAUGGGCCCUGGGGAGAGUUCCGAGAAGGCUGGAGCCUGCAGAGUCAUUGGCACUUUGACCAGGAGCUGGAGCCACAGAACUGGUGCUGCCGCUGGAAUGACAAGCCUUUCCUCUGUGACCUGUACUGGCAAAGGCAACCCCGCAUCAGCUGUGCUGGGUACAGACCUCCACGACCCGCCUGGACAUUUGGGGAUCCCCACAUCGUCACCUUCGAUGAUGCCAGUUACACCUUCAAUGGGCUGGGGGACUUCCUGCUGGCCCGGGCCUCAGAUGAAAACUCCUCCUUCCUGCUGCAGGGCCGCACUGCCCAGACCCCCGCAGCCAAUGCCACCAACUUCAUUGCCUUUGCUGCUCAGUACAACUCCAGCACUGUGGGCCCCAUCACGGUUCAAUGGCUCCUUGAAUUCAAUAACACAAUCCGUGUUCUACAUAAUUACCAUAAUGUGACAUUUGACACCAACCACGUAGAUGCAGAAGGCCUGCAGAUAUUCAACACCACUGGUCUCCUGUUGACCCGGAAUGGCUCCCAGAUUUCAGCCAGCUUUGAUGGGACAGUGACCAUCACAGUGAUCGCUCUCUCCAACAUCCUCCAUGCCUCCUCCAACCUUCCAGAGGAGUACCAAAACCGCACAGAGGGUCUCCUGGGGGUCUGGAACAACAAUCCGGAAGAUGACUUCAGGAUGCCCAAUGGCUCCACCAUCCCUAGAAACAGCUCUGAGGAGAUGCUUUAUCACUAUGGAAUGACCUGGCAAAUCAAUGGAACAGGCCUCCUCGGGAACAGGACUGGUUCUCUGCCUUCCAAUUUCACCCCUGUAUUUUUGUCCCAACUAACAAUGAGAAACAAUAAUUCUUUGGUCGCUGAGUGUAAUGAAGAUGAACAAUGCACCUAUGAUUUCCUGGUCACGGGAAACAUAGACAUCGGACGUCACACCAGGAUGACCUCUGAAAAAUACCAGCGGAUGAACACCAGCCUCAAUCAGAACCCACCCUCAAUCAGCGGCCCCAGUGUGAUUGAAGCCUACAAGGGAAAACCCAUAAAGAUUCAAUUCUCCAGUAACUCUGAGAACAUCACAUUCACCCUCAGAGACCAUUGUAAUGACUCUAAGCUCUUUGAGAAUGGAACUUUUCUGUGGAAACCAACAUCCCUGGGACCGUGCACGCUGGAUAUUCUAGCAAGAGACAGCAGGACUGGUUUGUCAUCUGCACUCCAGCCCAAGGCUAUGGUCUGCUUCUGCAAGGCAAAGAGGCAGUGCUUGUUCAAUCAGACCAAGUGGGUGGGCAAUUCCUCUCUUGAGGUGGCCAGCUGUAAGUGUGAUGAGGACAGCUUCGGCCUCUACUGUGAACGCACCAAGGACCCCUGUGACCAGCAAUGUUUCCCAAACGUGCACUGCAUUCGCGGGAAGGGCUGUGAGGCCUGCCCCCCCAACAUGACUGGGGAUGGGCGUCACUGUGCAGCUCUGGAGGACCUCUUCCACUGUGUGAACCACUCCUGUCCUGUGAAUUACUGCUAUAAUCAAGGCCACUGCUACAUCUCCCAGACUCCAGACUGCCAGCCCACCUGUACCUGCCCCCCAGCCUUCACCGACACCCGAUGCUUCCUGGCAGGGAACAAUUUCACUCCAGCCAUUUAUGGAGUUCUUCCCUUAAGAGUCAUCCACCUUACACUGAAAGAGGGAGAAAAUGCCUCUGUUGCCGACGUCAACGCCUCGGUGGCAUACAGACUGGAGACCCUGGAAGUGCAGACCUUUCUCCGGAACAGCCAAGUACAACCAAUUUCUCAAUCAAUACUGACCCCAGGACACACAAUUCAACACUGGUUAGUCACCUCCAAGUUCCAGUACCGCCCUAGAGGCCCCGUCAUCCACUUUCUGAACAACCAGCUUCGGGAGGCCAUAGUAGAGGCCUUCCUCCAGGCUCCGAGAGGGAGGCAGAAGAGGAACGGGGAGCCCAAGAACAAUGUGUACUUCUACCCCAUCUCAAAGGGAGAUAUACGCGAGGGAAUGGCUGUGAACCUGAGCACGCUGGAGACUUACUUUAAAUGUGACGGCUACAAGGGCUACCGCCUGGCCUACGACCCACAGAGUGGCUUCACCUGCGUGUCCCCAUGUAGCGAGAACUACUGUCACCACGGAGGCCAGUGCCAGCACCUGCCGGAUGGGCCCCGCUGCAGCUGCUUGUCCUUCGCCAUCUACACGUCGUGGGGCGAGCGCUGCGAGCGCCUCAGCGUGAAGCUCGGCGCCUUCCUCGGGAUCCUCUUCGGGGCCCUGGGCGCCCUCUUGCUGCUGGGCAUCGCGGUGUUGGUGGGCCUGCGCGUCUGCGGCCGCUUCCGGGCCAAGAACUCGUACCCCCUGUUCCCCGAGUCCUGA
Molecule: messenger RNA, 4077 nt
Organism: Dipodomys spectabilis (banner-tailed kangaroo rat)
Lineage: Eukaryota; Metazoa; Chordata; Mammalia; Rodentia; Heteromyidae
Gene: Muc4
Product: mucin 4, cell surface associated
Exons: 29
Coding region: 1-4077 (1358 amino acids)
Biological process (GO): cell-matrix adhesion
Source: RefSeq, a predicted model, not a curated record